UAAAGGGGGCGGAAGAGGAGGUAGAGCCAGUCCACGGAGAAACAGGGACCCUCCGCGUUAAAGGCAGGCAAGCCAGAGAAAUAAACACAUACCCAAUCGAAGCAGCGAUUUUCACUGAGAUGCUCCAGCUACUUUCGCUCUGUGUGCGCAAAGGACACCUAGUAAGAUAAUUAUUUAUUUCUUCCAGUGCGUUUUUUUCUAACGCAGCCAACUGUCGCAGUACAGAGGAGGGGACACGGAAACUCUUCACUUCGUCUCAUUUGGAUUUUUUCACUCACAACUUCACCAGAUUUAAAUCCAGUGUUCCACACAGACCAGCAGAUUUUUCUUCUUCCCUCAUGACCGGAGCGACGAUUUGAAUCACACCUGAUAUGGUGUUUCCAAGGUUGGAAGUUGAAUCGAUGCGCACCAGCAUCCAAAUUUGAUUGUGUUAUUCGCUGUAACUUAUUCGCUCUAGCUGAUUUUAACAUUUAAAAAACAAAAAAAGCAAUUCGUUCUCUGAGAUAAUGUUGUUGGAUGCUGGUCACCAGUUCCCCGGACUGGGAGUGGGCUCAUUUGCCAGGCAUCACUCAGCCAGCGAGAUGCAGGAGAGAGACUUGAGUUUGGCACAGAAUAGCUUCGUAGACUCGGCACACAUGGGCGCGUUUAAGCUGAACCAUGAUCUCUCCCCGGGACAGAGCUCUGCCUUCACCACCCAGGCGCCAGGCUACCCCGCUGCGGCUCUGGGGGCUCACGCCGCCCAUGUCACAUCGUAUGCAAGCUCCCCUUUCAACUCCACCCGGGACUUUCUCUUUCGCAGCCGUGGCUUCGGAGAAUCCUCUCCGGCGAGCAGCCAACACACUAUUUUUGGCCCCACGGCAGGAUCCCUCCAUCACUCCCACACAGACUCUCAAGGCCACAUUCUGUUCCCCGGGAUCCACGAGCAGCAUGGCUCCCACGGCUCCCCGAAUGUCCUGAACGGGCAGAUGAGGCUUGGACUACCCGGAGAAGUUUUCGGACGCUCCGAGCAGUACCACCAGGUCUCCAGCCCGAGGACCGACCCGUACUCGGCCGCGCAGCUCCACAACCAGUACGGCUCCAUGAAUAUGAACAUGGGGAUGAACAUGGCAGCCCACCACCACCCCGGUGCCUUUUUCCGCUACAUGAGGCAGCAAUGCAUCAAGCAGGAGCUCAUCUGCAAGUGGAUCGACCCCGAGCAGCUCAGCAACCCGAAGAAGUGCUGCAACAAAACUUUUAGCACCAUGCACGAGUUGGUCACGCACGUCUCCGUGGAGCAUGUCGGCGGACCGGAGCAGACGAACCACGUCUGCUUCUGGGAGGAUUGCCCGCGGGAGAGCAAACCGUUCAAGGCGAAAUACAAACUGGUUAACCACAUUCGGGUGCACACCGGGGAGAAGCCUUUCCCAUGCCCCUUCCCCGGCUGUGGGAAGGUCUUCGCACGCUCGGAAAACUUGAAGAUCCACAAGAGAACACACACAGGAGAGAAGCCGUUCCAGUGUGAGUUUGAGGGCUGUGACAGAAGGUUUGCAAACAGCAGCGACCGAAAGAAACACAUGCACGUUCACACGUCGGACAAGCCUUAUCUCUGCAAGAUGUGUGACAAGUCCUACACACACCCCAGCUCCCUCAGAAAACACAUGAAGGUCCACGAAGCGUCCCCACCUCCAUCAGACUCAUCACCAGCAGCCAGCUCUGGGUAUGAAUCCUCCACGCCUCCAGGCCUGGUGUCCCCCACCACCGAGACCCAGAGCAACACCACCAUGUCCCCAGCCUCCGCCGUCCACAACUCCACCAGUCACAGUGGCCUAUCCUCCAAUUUCAGUGAAUGGUAUGUUUAGGACUAAGGGCGAAAUCAGGCGACACACACACACUCGCUUUUCACAGCACUGGAACCUCCAGCAGGAGAUUUUGGGGGACCUGUGCACACGAGAGGCACACAAACAUUUGUUUAUUUUUUAUUUUGUUACUUCUGAUCCACCAGGGGAGACGAUGAUAUCCAACAGAGGAAAAAUAUGUAUAAUAUUCGAGGUGUAUUUCAUAUUGUAAAUAAUUACUAAAAGCCCACUUUUCCCAUUGGUUGUGAUAGUUUGUCAGUCUUUGGUGUAUAGAUGUUCCUUCAAUGGUAGCUAUUUCUCUAACUGGACUUUUAGUGCACAUAUUACGAUUAAAUUGUACUAUAGUGUUGAAUAUUGUGAUCUUAAGGCAAAUUGAUUGUACUAUACUUAACACCUAUAAACUGGAAAGAGUGCCAAAGUUAACAUUUAACUCAAACAGACCACAAUAUUAUGCUUGUGAAUGUAUGUUUUAGUUUGCUGGGCUUAACUUGUGAUGUUUCGUGCUUUGCAAGUUUGAAUUGUGAAAUACUAUCUGGAAGAUUGUGAGGAAAAUAAACGUUGUGCCGUUCGGUUUUCUGUAACUAAACAUCCCUCCCUUUGUAAAUAUCAGCUGCCAUAUUUAUCCAUUUGUAAUUAAAUUAUGGUAUUUACUUGCUACAGAUGAAACAGUAUUUAUAAAGAAUGUUUCUUUACUAUAAAUAUGUACAAUUAUGAGCUAAACAUGGGCAGUUGUUUCGUUAUGUGCUUUUGUUGAAAGUUUUAAGAGGUGUUUUCUUCCUUAUUGUGAUAAGAAUUUUACUGCAUACAAAUAUAAUAAAAGCUGUUGCAAGUGCUAAAU
This is a messenger RNA of Platichthys flesus (European flounder), 2673 nucleotides long. RefSeq names its product zic family member 2 (odd-paired homolog, Drosophila), a (gene ptprjb.2). The transcript is spliced from 3 exons. The record is from RefSeq and is a predicted model, not a curated record. Bases 507 to 1838 code for a protein of 443 amino acids. Gene Ontology annotation, cellular component: nucleus. NCBI's taxonomy places the organism in Eukaryota, Metazoa, Chordata, Actinopteri, Pleuronectiformes, Pleuronectidae. Gene Ontology annotation, biological process: central nervous system development; regulation of transcription by RNA polymerase II. Gene Ontology annotation, molecular function: DNA-binding transcription factor activity, RNA polymerase II-specific; RNA polymerase II cis-regulatory region sequence-specific DNA binding.